GGAAGCAUAUUUCCUUAAAAUUUCUUGCCGGUAAGUCAAUAACAUGUAAACGCUGCCAAAGUAAGGCUCACUAACAGAUUCACUCAUUAAUUUUUUUUUUAUACCUGUCAUUUUCAUUUAUUUAUAAUAAUAAACAUUAAUAAACAAGUCACCUAAAAUUCAAUUGCUGUAUGUUUUGAAUUUAAAAUUACAUAGAUAAUUAUUUGAAGUUAAAGUAAUGCUAAGGUAGUUUCCAAGAUUAAGAUAGUAGAGAGAGGCAUUAUCAUUCAUACAUUACAUAGAUUAAAAAAAAGCUACUUUUACUGAGUACUAGGUAGGUUACUUACUUACUAACCUUGACUACCCUCUUCUUAACUUAAUUACCAGUAGUGGUGAAUAGUCUGAAUAGUCAUAGUCAUGUUUAUAAUAAUAAUAUGAUAGUGGAACAAGAUAUCAAAAUCAUUUAUUUUAUGUUCAGGGUUGAAAAGAAAAAACAGGACAAUUAAAGUUAAAGGGAUUGAGCUAGAGUAGAGGCCUUCUUCACCAGACCAUACAAAACAAGAAACAACAACAGUUAUAGUUAGCUAUGGUUAUAGGCCAGUGAUGGGAUGGGCAAUAUGCACCCUAAGCAUAUUACAGGAUAUAGAGUGCAAAGUGCACUAAGCAUAAUUCACUAUGGGUAGAGCACAAUGCUUCCUUCCUCAUAAAUAAAGUUCGUGCCGACAUUAUUCUAUCUCUCUAGAUAAUGCGGCAAGAAGUGUCAACAACCUGCAGUUGCCCCCUUUAUUGAAAUAAUUUCAGCCAGUAAAUUGAUUUAGAGUUGAAUUUAGCAAAGCUCUGAGGUUGAUUAGUUACACAUUACACAUUGUGGCAACAAUUGUAAAGUUGUAAAAAUGAAGAAUAAAAAAAAAUAAUAUGAAAAAAAUAUUGCUGAUGAAAAUUGCGAAAACAUGAACAGCUGAGUAUUGUGCAUUGUCAUAAUAACAAAUUGAGCCUCAGGAAGCAGCAAUUAUGCUCAACUGGCCCCACCCAUUCACUUCGUAUAUUUUAUAUUAUAUUAUUAUUAACCUCUAACCAUAGAAAACUACUGAGUAUUAAGGUAACGAAGCCUAAACGCAUAGUGUAGUAGUAGGCCCAGUAACUUUUACUUAGAUGUAGUUACUAUUAGAUGUACUAGUGAAGUACAAUAGCAAUUAUAUAAUAAUACUAACUAAUACUAAUAGUUAGUAGUCAAGUCAAAAUCAACCAACGUUUUAUAAUUUUAGAGAUUAAAAUGUAAUAGGUCAAUUUGUACUGUUGGAGAUCUUGGAAGUUUCACGUUUGAUCAACUUCUGCAGCCAUCCAACAAUUUUAUUGUCACUGUAGUCAAGGAAGAGCCACUCCCCACUGUUGUUAAAGAAGAACCAGUGGAGCCAGAAAUCGUGAGGAACCAAUCCAAAUCCAAGAUGUACCACUGCACCCAUUGUUUGUUACAAGUCCACCUUUAGUAACUCAUAGUCUUAGGUCUAACUCACUGUUAUGCAAGAUUGAUAAAAUCCAUGAUUUUAAAAUAAAUGUAAAAAAAAAAAAAAUCAGAUUUAUUUAAUUUAAAUUUAAAUAAGAUUUUAAAAAUUUAAAUUGCUUUUUUAAUUUUUUUUUUUUAAAGGAUUUUUUUACAUUUUGAGGUAUAUCAAUGUUUAUUAACAUUAAACAUUAUAUAGUUAAUAGUAUUUAAAUAUAGUUUGGAUAAAAGUGUAUUUUUAUGUUCAAUGUGUAAAAGAUCAUCAAAACUAAACAAAUUUGUACAGCUGAAGCAAAAAUGCCCUUAAAAAUACUAAAAUAGCAUGAAACAAACAUCAAACUAGUGAAUUUAAAUGUUUACAAAUUAAGCCUUAGCGUAUUGAGUCAUCUUUAUGAAAAAGUUAACAAGCCAAUUGAUAUUUGGGAAGCAUUUAAUUUUAUCUAAAAUAAAUAUUAAAAUGGCAUUUUUUUUUAUCUAAUACAAUAUUUGUUUUUUUCUGAUUUGCAGAUUUCUGAACAUGCAAAAAUUGUUUGUUCUGGACCAAAUAUAUAUUUGCCUAUCACAAAUCUGUGACUAAAGAGUCUCCUCUUUUUUUGUAAGGUCUCCACCUCUAAAAUAUUCAAUUUGAAAUUAAACAUGAGUUCAGUGUUUUCUUCAACCAGUAAAAAGGAUAGUGAGCAGCCUGCUCAAAAUAGAUUUACAUUAUUGGAUGUGGAAAGUUUUAAAAGGAGGAUGAAUCCAAAAAAAUCUUGUUUGGGGACAAGAUCAAAACAAAGGCCACAGAAAAGGAAUGAAAUAAAAAGUGAGAAAGCUGUUGAGCAUUUCAAAUCAAAGUUUCGUCCGAACAGUUAUAAUAAUCAAGAAAAUGAACCGAUAGAGAAAGUCUCUAGAAACUGUGUAGCUUCCUCUAAAUCUUCCCAGAGAGAGGUUUUGAAAACAGCUUCCAGUCAUGGUAGACGAGGUAAACAUAAACCCGCACAGCGUUCUAAAUUUUUAUGUGAAGUUUGUUGUGCCAUGUUCAAAACAUCCACUAACCUUAAAGAACACAUCAAGAUUCAUUCAGAGGAAAAAGAAUUUAGGUGCGUGCAUUGCAAUUAUGGGUGCCACAGAGAGAGGAACCUCAAGCUUCACAUGCUAACUCACGCUGACCAAAAACCCAUCAAAUGCCAACUCUGCGAUUACUCUUGUAUACAAAACUUUCAACUGCGGGCUCAUCUCCUGCUCCAUGAGUCAGCAACUCCAUUUCAGUGCCAGCAGUGUGAUGCAAAAUUUAAAAAACAAGCUGGACUGAAGAUGCAUUUGCUCACACAUUCUAAUCAGUUCAAAUUUAAGUGUGACCAUUGCCAGUAUGUAACCAAUCGUUUUGCUGAUUACAGACGGCACUUACUUAUACACACUAAAUCUAAGCCAGAGAAGUGUCCGUACUGCAGUUAUUCGUGUAUUCGCAAAUCAAGACUCCGAGCUCACAUGCUUGUUCACAGAGGUAAAAAUGUCAACCAGGGAGAAGAUUCAGAGUUAACAAAAUUAGAAAAAGAUUUGAUGCGAUGUGACAAGUGUGAAUAUGUUUGCACUACAACUUCGAGGCUUAGAAAGCACCAGAAAUCUCAUGUUAAGAAAAAGGAGUUGAAUUUUAUUGAGCCACAAACUUCAGUACUGAAAGAUGAAUGUAAAUAUGAAGAAGAAAAUCCAUUAAUCUUGACAUUUGCACCUCUGGAUAAACCUUCAGUAGUAUUAACUACAUCACAUUGUGAGCGUCCUCCACCAAACAUUGACUUGAUAUCUUUAACAACAAAUCAAGAGAAUCAGUUGUCUGACUUUAACAGCUCAUUGAGCCAGGAACUGCUAACAACAGCGGAAAAUGAACAGAUUAGUUACAGUCACCCACACGAUGAGCAAGAAUUGCUGAACCCUGCUAACCAGGCUAUCCUGCUCACAGCUUCUGAUCAACAACAGGAAGGACAGCAGUUAAUACAGAAUGAUCAGACGGUUUUGCUCUCUACCACCGGUCAGCAGUGGGACCCUGAGAGUGAAUGGCCUGACACAGACACCUUCACUGUUGGAGAUCUUGGAAGUUUCACGUUUGAUCAACUUCUGCAGCCAUCCAACAAUUUUAUUGUCACUGUAGUCAAGGAAGAGCCACUCCCCACUGUUGUUAAAGAAGAACCAGUGGAGCCAGAAAUCAUGAGGAACCAUUCCAAAUCCAAGAUGUACCACUGCACCCAUUGUUUGUUCUCCUGCGAUUACAAGUCCACCUUUAACAAGCAUCUUCGAAAACACACUAGCACAAAGAACUACAAGUGCGCCCACUGCCACUACAUGUGUGAUGAAUUAUUCCGCAUGAAAAAACAUUUGAUCAGCCACACUGAUCAGAAGCUGUACCACUGUGAUGUUUGCCAAUUUGCCUGCAAGAGUAAGAUGACUUUACAGCAGCACGCUCUGACACACACAACUGGAGGAAAGCCCUCAAAUCUCUACCAGUGUCCUCGGUGCGAUCACAGAUGUAAGAGUCUGCAGGGUCUGAAGUCACAUCUGGUCAAGCACACAGGAGAUAACCCUUACAAAUGUGACAUCUGCAGUGAAAAGUUUGCCACGGAUUACCUAAUGAAGAAGCAUAAAUUCUCGCACGGUUUGAAACCUUUUCAGUGUCAGUACUGUAGCUAUUCAUGUGUUCAGAAACAACAGCUGAGCAUACAUUUGCUUCAGCAUACAUACGAGUACCCGUUCUGCUGCCACCUGUGCAAUGCCAAAUAUAAAAAGCAUGACAGCCUAAAGAUACACAUGAUGUCUCUACAUGAAAACCGACACAAAUAUAACUGUGAGCUGUGCAACUAUGCAGGGAACAGGGCUGCAGAUUUCAGAGAGCACAUGCUGACUCAUUCUGAUCGAAAGCCCCACCAGUGCCCGGAAUGUUCAUUCUCUUUUAUACGCCCCACUCAGCUUAAGAAGCAUAUGGCUAUCCAUAUGAAAGAUCAAAUCAAACCUAAAUCCUUGUUAAGGAAAAAGGUUUAUCGCUGUGCUUUCUGCGACUUUACAUGUACUCGAACUAUUCGGCUCAAAGCUCAUUUAUCCAAGCUGCACCUCAGCUUACCUGACAAUGUUAUUUUUACAUUAGAGAGAGAAGAAAUUUUGGAUCAAUGAAAAGCAAUUAUACUCAAGAUCACAUGUCAUUGUAUAAAUGUACCCGUUAUUAAUAAACUGUUUAAAUAAAAAGUCUUUUGUAAAUUUACAUUGGUUUAUACUUAUUGACAAUAAAGCUGGAU
Messenger RNA from Lymnaea stagnalis (great pond snail), 4740 nucleotides. The record is from the annotation of a GenBank genome assembly. Lineage: Eukaryota; Metazoa; Mollusca; Gastropoda; Lymnaeidae.